UUUCCAAAUUUUGUUUUUUUUUUUUUUUUUGUUUCUAAAUUAUGUGGUAAUAAAAUUUCAUAAAGCCUAACAAUGCAACCCGCCAGCUCGUCCAAUGGAAUACCCAUUGGCUUCGACGCUGACGAUUUGCCCGAAUCCAGCAGCAGCAAGCGAAGACAACGCCGGAAAGAAAAGCACAUUAAACGUUUGGAACACACCAAGCAUUUGUUAUUCACCAAACAUUUCUCCAACUAUCGCCUGCCGGUGGCGGUUGCGUCGACUGAUUUGAAGAUUGUACAGUUAAGUCGGUAUGAGUCCAUUAUAGAUCGAGACCGCCAUCCUCCACUUUAUGUAAUUCCGGAUCAGAAAUCAGAAUGGGCGCGCCUGAAAAUGAUUUCGUGUCCAUGCCACGGGUGCGAAUGUACAUUAGAUCCGAAUGGUUGGCUCUCUCAUUAUAUAAAUGUGCAUAUGCGCCGACUAGGUGUCCCCUUCGUGGACGUGCCAUUUCCUGUUGAAAAGCAAACCUUGCGUGCCUCUUGUAACCUAAGUUAUCUCGAUUAUGACGUAAACACUCUACUGAGUGUCUAUGGCUAUCAGCGUUUUGGUCUGAACCCCCUCAAAUGUCCGCGCAAUACAUUGCUGCCAAAGGAAUAUCGCAAGUACUCCCAGCACGGCGUCCUACUGCUCUUUGCUUGCCGUACGCGGCAUGCAUUACUUUGGCACCGUAAGCAAAUCGAUGAUGUUGUUGCCAUUUGGGUAGCGACCCCGAUGCAGGGCGUGACCGUAUCGUUACGCUGUGUAGUACAGCCCGCCAAAUCGACACGGUACUAUUCCAAGCGACUGCAAUCGCGUCAAUUGCCGGCAUCUGGCCUAAAGCCAACGCCAUGCCGUGAUUUAAUCAAAACGGACUUCAACGUAGUUGUCAUUAGCUUUCAGGAUUUGCGGGAGCUAAUGGCAAAAAGUGAGGGUGAGCAGAUCCUCAAUGUGGAACUGCAUGUUACGGGCGAGCAGAGAAUUUGACAGAUUCAGUUAGAGCUUAACUUAUAUUUAUACAUUAAUCAAUAAAAUGACCUUUAGGCUAUAAAUAGUUUUUAUUGUUUUUGGCAAUAGUUUAAUGACAUAUUGUUUUACAAACUAAACACAUGCAAACAUAAUGGUACACAGACAUAGAUUUGAACUAAGGAAUUCAUACAGCAAACACAAUUGUAGAGAUUACGCUCGAUCGAAGCUGCAAGCUGGCUCCAAAAGCUAGCCACUAGCAUCUCCAAUUAUUGAUUAGAUUGUUGGUGAAUAUAAACAAUAAUUCACGAACAUUGGUUUGUUAUAGAUUUUACUUAAAUAUAUUUCGUACAAUUUUGUUGAGUUCGCACUCGUUACACUUAAGAAAUAGUAAAAGAAUUUACAAAUUUUGAGCCUACAUACGUACAAUUUAGAUUUGAUAAGCUACUAUAUAUGGUAUUAUAUAUGUAUACAUCAAGUUUGUAUACAGCUGUGUAUGUGUAAGUGUGAGCGGUGAAUGUGUGUGUAGUGGGGCAUGCAAUAAUCGGGGCCCGCUGCUGCGUUUGCUUUCGCAAAUGCCCAACACAAAAAGAAAACGAAA
This is a messenger RNA of Drosophila arizonae, 1579 nucleotides long. RefSeq lists its product as uncharacterized. Lineage: Eukaryota; Metazoa; Arthropoda; Insecta; Diptera; Drosophilidae. The record is from RefSeq and is a predicted model, not a curated record.